UUCAUUCUGACAACAAAGGUCCUCUUUUUUGUACUUGAGUUCCGCUAUGCCAUAUCCAGCCUAUGAUCCUCCGCCUGCUGGGCCUCUCUUACUGAUCUCCCUGGCCAGCUUAUCAAAGCUUUUCCUGCAAUUUCUUGUCUGUUUGUGGUUCCCCUCUUCAACUCUGAUAUCGUUGCAUGUAGAGUACAUCCCCGCUCAUUUGACUCGUCCAAUUCCCUCUGGAGCGGAGAAUGCAGAGAACUUGAUUCUCAAGUUUCCAAAGCCAUGCUGACUGAAAAUGGGACCAGACGGUAUGUUCUUUUUCGCAAUUGGCUCCCUGAAGGGUAAUUUUCGGUUAAUGUGACGUCUCUGAACUUCAUUGCGAAGUUGGGUGUUGAACAAAAAGGAAAUGAAUCGAGGCAGGAGCUGCAGCUGUGUGGAUUUGAAAAGCUGACAGCCCUUGCGGCCCGAAAUGCCCGGCUGGAGAUGAAGGUUUUGCCAGGCAGAAAAGAUGUUCAAAGGCUCGCUGUGAAGAUCGCUCUAGUAACUAGAUACAGCCCCAAUUGAAUCAUCUUACUCCUUUUUCGUCCCGGUAUGAAUGACGGUUCAAGUCAGGCAGUUCUAUAGAUUCCUUUAGCGGAACUAUCUCAAAUGCGCCGAGGUAUGGACCGUAUAACCAAAUAACCGGUGCUGCUUUCAAGCAGGCCUCAUCGUGACAGUGCAGACACCAGCCGUCAUCAGCAUCCACCACCAUUCGUUCACUCGUUCUCGUCUUGGCGGGGAGAGUUUCUCGCCCUUUCUCGACCCUCCUACGAGGCGAAAAGGCCCCGUCCUAUGAGAU
Molecule: messenger RNA, 820 nt
Organism: Coccidioides immitis RS
Lineage: Eukaryota; Fungi; Ascomycota; Eurotiomycetes; Onygenales; Onygenaceae
Exons: 1
Coding region: 47-271 (74 amino acids)
Source: RefSeq, a predicted model, not a curated record